Messenger RNA from Gavialis gangeticus (Gharial), 841 nucleotides. It is a transcript of the gene MSRB2, whose product is annotated as methionine sulfoxide reductase B2. NCBI's taxonomy places the organism in Eukaryota, Metazoa, Chordata, Crocodylia, Gavialidae. Gene Ontology annotation, cellular component: cytoplasm. Gene Ontology annotation, molecular function: peptide-methionine (R)-S-oxide reductase activity. The transcript has 5 exons. The coding region runs from base 1 to 561 and encodes 186 amino acids. The record is from RefSeq and is a predicted model, not a curated record. Gene Ontology annotation, biological process: protein repair; response to oxidative stress.
AUGAGCCUAAAAUCUAUGCCAGCUUUGGCUCUGGUUUAUGAGGUUCACAUUCCCAAUUCUGCAUGGAUAUAUUUAAAGAUACAAAUCUUAUGUUGUUGCUUUUUCCCCCUUCCAAUUAAAGGUGCAGGGUCACUGACUAGAUAUGAUGAAACAGCCAUUGCCACCAACUGGCAAAAAAAAUUGACUCCAGAGCAGUUCUAUGUCACAAGAGAAAAAGGAACUGAACUGCCAUUUAGUGGAAUCUAUCUGAAUAACACUGAGCCAGGGAUGUACCACUGUGUCUGCUGUAAUGCCCCACUCUUCAGUUCAGAAAAGAAGUACGAUUCUGGCACUGGAUGGCCUUCAUUUUCUGAGGCCUAUGGAACAUGUGGCAGAAAUGAAAGCAAUACCAAUAUCAUGAAGCGUCCAGAUAACUCAUUGGGAUCAGCCAGCACGGAGGUCCUUUGUAAUCAGUGUGAUGCCCAUCUUGGCCAUGUGUUUGAUGAUGGUCCUAGACCUUCUGGUCAGAGAUUCUGUAUCAACAGUGUGGCAUUAUCUUUUAAACCAAGUUCAGGCCAGUAAGACAGAUCUUUGCAACCUGUGCAUUGAAAGUACCAUGGCUUUUCUUGUGCAUUGUGGAGAAGAUGCAGUGUUAAGUGCCAAAGAAGACUGCACUAUGGGGCCCUCGAUGCUACUGCACUUUUGUUUCAGAAAUAUUGCAGAUGUUGAUAAAAAUAUAGUUAUUGUGAUUUCUAGCCCAAAAUUUACAUUGUGUUGUUUAAUUUAGUUUUAAGUAGUUGAUGCAAUGAAUUAGGUUUGACUAAUUCUUAUAAAAGUAGUUUUUAUUAAAUACUUCAUUAAA